AUGGCGGGUCUCCGUGCUGUGAUCCAUGGUCUGCACACAAAGCUGGGUACCGUGUUCACGAUAAGCAUCUUUGGGGUGAAGAAGGUGACCUUCCUGGUUGGGCCAGAGGCGAUACCUCAUUUCUUCCAAGGCUCAGAGUCAGAGAUUAGUCAGUCGAAUAUGUACAAAAUCACAGUGCCCGUUUUCGGCCAAGGGGUUAUGUAUGAUGUGGACUUGACUACCAGGAGCAGGCAGAUCAGUUUCUGCAUCGACGCGAUAAAGCCGAUGAACUUGAGAAGCCUCGUUGAUGCUAUGGCUCAAGAGGUGGAGGAUUACUUUGCACAAUGGGGGCAACAUGGCGUUGUUGAUCUAAAGCAUGAGAUCGCGCACUUGAUCCUGCUCAUCACAAGUCGGUGCUUGCUUGGAAAGCAUAUCCGAGACAACAUGUUCGACCAAGUAGCUCCACUCUUCAAUGAGCUCUUUGACAACAGCUUCUACUUGAUCAGUUUCUUCUUCCCACAUCUCCCUAUCCCGCCGCAUGACCGACGCGACAAAUAUCGCGCUAAGCUAGGGGAUAUUAUCCACGAGGUGGUGAGGUCACGCAGGAGUUCAGGCCUAUCUGAGAACGACGUGCUACAGAGACUCAUAGAAUCCAACACUAGCAAUGGCCGGCCAUUGACUGAGAGUGAGAUCGCCGGGAUACUCGUCGCCUUGGUGGUCGCCGGGCAACACACGAGCUCUAGCAACAGCAUCUGGACAGGAGCUUGCAUGCUCAGCGAUGGUGGAAGAAACCACAUGGCAGCCGCCAUGGAAGAGCAGAAGGAGAUUAUUGGACGGCAUGGGGAACGCCUGGACUACUGCAUCUUGCAGGAGAUGGUCACAUUGCAUUGCUGCAUCAAGGAGGCGUUGAGGCUGCACCCUUCAUAA
Messenger RNA from Miscanthus lutarioriparius, 906 nucleotides. Lineage: Eukaryota; Viridiplantae; Streptophyta; Magnoliopsida; Poales; Poaceae. The record is from the annotation of a GenBank genome assembly.